ACACUAACAAUAUCCUUCACCCAUUUCAGCCAAUUUACGCAUUAGUUUCUGAACUACAUCAGACAAUCUCACGUAAAUCUGAUUUUGGUUUCAUCUCAGGCAGGUUCAUUUACAGUCGUUAAUAGUUUACUAUAAGCCACCAAUUUUCAAAGUCAUGGAGGAUAAAAUAGAAUUGGAGAGAAAUUUUAGUAAGGCAGCCACAAAAGCAAGGGCCAUGACUAACCGUAAACUGUUAUCAGAAGAAGAACGUGCCGAAUUACUCGGUCUGUUUAAACAAGGUACUAUGGGAGACGGAAAUGUGUGGAAAAUGUUCAAAGAAAAAAACUUCCUUGUCUCUGACACAACGAAUGUAGCGAAAAACGUUAAUUGGUUAGGAUUACGUGGAAUGUCACAAAUUGAAGCCAAACAAAAGUACAUUGACCUGGUGGACGAAUUAAUGGAAAAGUAUUGUGUGGUAUUUCCACCGACUCGUUAUGGUAGUAUGGCAUCUCUGUCGUCUGCUUGUACGACGUACACAUAUGUACCACCGGCAAGAAAAGCUUCUCAUGAAGUCUAACUUUUCGAAUUCGAUGGCAAAUGACAAAAAACAAUCGAUGAGGUCUUUGUA
Bradysia coprophila is the source of this 607-nucleotide messenger RNA. RefSeq names its product acyl-CoA-binding protein-like. The record is from RefSeq and is a predicted model, not a curated record. Gene Ontology annotation, molecular function: fatty-acyl-CoA binding. Gene Ontology annotation, biological process: fatty acid metabolic process. Lineage: Eukaryota; Metazoa; Arthropoda; Insecta; Diptera; Sciaridae.